Messenger RNA from Rhincodon typus (whale shark), 607 nucleotides. Its product is annotated as disintegrin and metalloproteinase domain-containing protein 12-like. The coding region runs from base 113 to 607 and encodes 164 amino acids. The transcript has 4 exons. The record is from RefSeq and is a predicted model, not a curated record. NCBI's taxonomy places the organism in Eukaryota, Metazoa, Chordata, Chondrichthyes, Orectolobiformes, Rhincodontidae.
GGAGUGUACUGACCCCUGCUGUGAGCCCUCGACGUGUAAACUCAAACCCAGGGCACAGUGCCCAUCCACUGGUGCCUGUUGCAAAGACUGCCAAUUCCUUCCAGCAGGGACAAUGUGCCGAGUGCCAAUGGGAAAAUGUGACCUGCCGGAGUUCUGUACAGGAAAUUUCUCUGAUUGCCCUGAAAAUGUGUAUCUGAAAGAUGGGCACACGUGCAGCAAUGGGACUCUAUACUGCAGCAAUGGUAUCUGCCAGUCUGCGGAUAAACAGUGCCAGGAGAUCUGGGGUCCCGGUGCAAGAUCUGCUGAAGAUGCAUGUUACUCAUUUACAAAUAAAGCAGGAAGCCCCUUUGGAAACUGUGGCAAGAAUGAGAAUAAUGAUUACAUCAAGUGUCAAAACAAAGAUGUAAAGUGUGGGAAGAUUCAGUGUAAGGGUGGAAAUUCCUCUCCAGUCCGUGGAGGGAAUGUACACUAUUCCACCACCGAAUUUGUGAUUAACGGUGUGCAAAUGAAAUGCAGGGGGACAUUUUCGAAUUUACCUGAUUCCAUUUCUCCAGACCUCAUUCGACAAGGCACAAAGUGUGGAGACAAGAAGGUGAGUCAUUCAUAG